Molecule: messenger RNA, 1059 nt
Organism: Laccaria bicolor S238N-H82
Lineage: Eukaryota; Fungi; Basidiomycota; Agaricomycetes; Agaricales; Hydnangiaceae
Exons: 6
Coding region: 1-1059 (352 amino acids)
Cellular component (GO): mitochondrion
Molecular function (GO): oxidoreductase activity
Source: RefSeq, a predicted model, not a curated record
AUGUCCCAUAUACCUGAUAUCCAACGUGCUUGGACGGUGAUUACGAACGGAGUACCCGCAAAGGCACUGGCUCUCCUGUCAGACUGGCCGGUUCCAAAGAAACUGGAGGUGGGUGAAGUUCUUAUCAAGGUUCAAGCAGCGGCUCUCAAUCCAGUAGGCUGGAAGUUGAUGCGUCUCUUGCCUAAUCUGCUGGCGAAUAGACCACACGUAGCGGAACACGAUUUUUCUGGUGUAGUCGUUGAUGCGAACGGAACUAGCUUCGCCAAUGGCGACCAGGUGUUUGGGUGGAUUCCCACAACUUUGCAGCGAAAAACAAAGCAGGGUACUUUGGCGCAAUAUCUCAAGGUACCAGCGGAAUACGUUCUCCUUCGACCCUCAACUGUGACUCCGAUUGAAGCCUCCGGCAUAACACUUGCUGCGAUGACAUCGUAUCAGGCGUUACACACCAUUGCUCAGCUUGAGCCUGAGCAGACCAUACUUAUUAACGGAGGAAGCUCUGCUGUUGGCGCAUUUGCUAUACAAAUUGCGAAAGCUCGUGGUGCCAAAGUUGUUGCAACAGCGUCUGGAAAAAACGAAGACUUUGUGCGAAGGAUGGGUGCAGACGAGUUUAUUGACUAUACUCAAAUUCCCCUUCACCAAUACCUCAAAGAAAAUGCGCCUAAUCCGAAGUAUCAUGUUAUUUACGAUGCAGUUGCCCUCCUCGAUCCGUCUCUCUACACCUUCAGUAAGGCUUACCUAGCGCCAAACGGUGUAUUUAUCACAACAGGCCCUAUGCCUCAUGGCUUCACCAUAUCGGAAAUGUGGAAAUUAUUAAGGACACUCGGCGCCAUGUGCACACCUUGGUGGCUAGGCGGAGUCAAGGCAAAACAUUCGUUGAUUUUGGUCAAAAACAACGUCGAUGAUAUGAAAGCCUUGCAAAGUCUCGUCGCAAAUGGUCAACUCAGACCAAUCGUGGAUUCCGUACAUGAGUUCGAGGACGCCCUUGAAGCAUACGGCCGUAUUCUGACGUCAAGAGCGACUGGCAAAGUCGUAGUGAGGAUUGACCCUAGUGUAAAUUGA